Molecule: messenger RNA, 1504 nt
Organism: Bactrocera tryoni
Lineage: Eukaryota; Metazoa; Arthropoda; Insecta; Diptera; Tephritidae
Product: kelch-like protein 5
Exons: 6
Coding region: 145-1422 (425 amino acids)
Molecular function (GO): protein binding
Source: RefSeq, a predicted model, not a curated record
UGUUAAUCAAUGCCGUUACAUAUCUACAAACAUACGUAUAUACAUAUAAUAGUUUAGCGUGCAACGCGCUUUUAGUCACUCGCUGUCGUCUCUUCCGUAAAUACAUACCUGGAGGUCUGAAUGUGAGAAGUUUAGUCACCAAAUAUGGCGUCAUCGAUUGGACAGUUAAAAGAUCAAUCCAUAAGCCUUGUGAUACAAAACUUUGCACAGGUGAUCAAUAGCACAGAGUUUCUCGACUACACACCGGAAAUACUACAACAAAUUGUAAGUGCCGAUGAACUGAAUAUCGAUUGUGAAGUGGAUGUCUUUCAGGCGCUUAUGCGUUGGUACGAGCAUGAUAAAGAAACUCGCAGAAAAGAUCUUUCCCAGCUCAUAACCGCGCUGAAACUCGGUCAAUUUGAUGCCGCAUUCAUAACAAAGUACAUAAAACCUCUGCUAAAUGGCGACCAAGUAGCAACCGAAGCAUUGUCAUUGCUGAGCGUAUCGAACGAUACCGAUAGUCGGUUAAUGCCCGAUUAUUUAAAGGCGCGGAAAGAGCGGAAAUGCCGGCUGCUGAUUUUGAAUGAUGUAAAAAAGCUCAAACCCACGCUGCGUUUCAACAUGUCGCUCAACAAAUGGCAGACGUGCUUUGAAUUUAGAUUUAUCGAUUACAGUUAUGCUGUCUUUUAUCACAAUAACUCGCUGCUAUUCGUUGGUGGCCGCACUCGAGGCACUCAGCGGAAUAACACCAUUAAAUGCCUUGAUUUGCAAACCUUUGAGUGGCAGCAAAUGUCGGCGAUGUCUCAACGUCGUGAUGACUUGUGCGCGGUGCUGCUGGGCGGGAACAUUUACGCUUUCGGCGGACACGAUGGCGAUGAACCCUUUGAUACAGCGGAAAUGUACGAUAUAGCGACGAAUCAAUGGCACCUACUGCCCGCUAUGGCCCAUCACAGAUACGGCGCAGGUGCCACCGUUUACGAUGGCAAAAUUUACAUAUUCGGUGGUCUGAGCAUAGACUGUCGGCCACUAAGUGCAGUGGAAUGCUAUGAUCCGCUUACAAAUACUUGGAUAAGUUGCUGUGAUAUGCAUGGAGCACGUGGUUGGCCGGGCGUUACAGUAUUAGAUGGUUUGAUAUACAUUAUUGGUGGUUACAACGAAGGCUAUGUAGCUACUGCCGAGUGUUUCGAUCCACAGCUAAAUACUUGGAGAGAGAUUGCACCGUUAAAUGUUGCACGCUUCGGUAUAUAUGCCAUCGUAGUUGACAACCGAAUACGGGCUCUGGGCGGACACGAUGUGUACACGGUCGAGGAAUAUGAUAGGGAGAAUGACAAGUGGAUUGAAAAAACACCGUUACCUGUUUAUGGUAUAUUCAGCUGUGUGGAAGUGCCAAACCAUAUAGUAAAUAAGUUGCAAUCGCGUUAUUCUGCCAAAGAGAAUAAUUAGAAAAUAAAUAUAAAUAAUAAAAUAUGGAUUAAUAAAUAAAAUAAUAUGUUAAUAUAAAUAUACUGGUAAGCCAAAACAGAAA